AUGGAGGCGAAAAUCAAGGCGCAGCGGGCAAAGAUCACGGCCGCCAAGCUCGACGCUGUCUUUGGCCACGGCCUGCAAUUCCGUGCCAACGUCGCCAAGCUACAGACCCUGCGGCGGCAGCGCGACGACGCAAUCGCGCGCCGGGACGAAAUUGAGCGCUGGCGCGUCGAAGAGUUCCUCGACUAUUGGGAGCGCGAUAUGCAUCACAUGGCGAUCCUGCGCGCGCGGCAGCGGCAGCAAAAAAUCGCCGACGAGCGCCGCAAAUGGCACGUCAAGCCGUGCACAAAGGAAGGCAAGGUGCGACUGCACGCGACCGCGCGAGAGAGCACGGUGUUUUGCAUCGGCAGUUCGAACUUGCUCGCUUUUUCCAAGGAAUUUCAAGCAAACAAGAACGCUGUGACGGCGCUGACCGAGCAAGUGGCGCUUGUGUCGUCAACGGCGCAGCUGGAGCAAGCACAGACGAUGUUGAUGCCGCUUCUGGAUACGUUUACGAAAACGUACAACGGCGUGCACCAAGCCUUGCACCAGGUCCCCCCGCCCCCGCACGCUAUGGCGAGCGAGAGGUCGACCAGCGUCGAUCCGCCGCCAGCGACAGAUAUUGUGCUGAAGACGAAGAAGAAGAAGGUCAAGACACUGGGGCAGCAGCGCCGGACACGAGAUGCGCAUGUUCCGUGGUCGCUCCUCGAUCAGCUCGCGGCGGAGAAGACCAAGCUACAGACCGAGAAAGCUCUCGGUGCCGUAUUUAAGCGUCGAAAACCGAUCGGCGAUGACUAA
Messenger RNA from Saprolegnia parasitica CBS 223.65, 774 nucleotides. RefSeq lists its product as hypothetical. The transcript has 3 exons. Lineage: Eukaryota; Oomycota; Saprolegniomycetes; Saprolegniales; Saprolegniaceae. The record is from RefSeq and is a predicted model, not a curated record. Bases 1 to 774 code for a protein of 257 amino acids.